Funneliformis mosseae is the source of this 220-nucleotide messenger RNA. The record is from the annotation of a GenBank genome assembly. Lineage: Eukaryota; Fungi; Glomeromycota; Glomeromycetes; Glomerales; Glomeraceae.
UAAUUGGAAGCUUCCAAUGGAAGCUUCCAAUACUUCUAAUACCAAAGUUUUAGGAAAACAAAAUUCUUGCAAUACUUAUGCAGCAUGUAUUGCUUGUGUUAAAAAACUAGAAAAUGAUGAGCUUUUAAAAAAUACUUUUACAAAUAAAAAAUCACAAGUCAAAAAUUAUUUAAAAACUGUUCAUAUUUUCAAGAAAAAAUUGGAAGUCAAGAAGAAUUAA